ACUACUCAAAAUCCUGUAUACAGACCACACACACAAUUAAAAUUUUCUUUUCUGAUGAGGAUGAGCUGCGCUGCUCUAAAAGUGAAAAAUAGCACAACUCUAACCAGAACAGAGUACAGUUGAGUAAAUAACAAACAACAAAAUGCCAAGAUCUAAACGUUCAAAGUUGGUGACCUUAGCUCAAACCGAUAAGAAGGGGAAGGAAAACAAGACCCGAAUUUUCGAUGAAGUUAGAAGUGCCUUAGAUCAAUAUAAAUAUGUAUGGGUUUUGCAGUUAGAUGAUGUUAGAACUCCUGUUUUACAAGAUUUAAGAUCGGAUUGGACAGGAUCCAAAUUAAUUUUAGGUAAGAGAAGAGUAUUGGAAAAGGCAUUAGGUGAUACUCCAGAAGAAGAAUAUAAAGAUAAUUUACAUCAAUUAUCUAAAGUAUGUAAUGGAUUACCAGGAUUAUUAUUUACAGAUGAAACUAAAGAAGUUGUUGAAGCUUAUUUCAAUGCUUAUUCUAAACAAGAUUAUUCUCGUGCUAAUUCUAAAUCUCCUAUUGAUUUUACUAUUCCAGCAGGAAUUGUUUAUUCAAGAGGUGGACAAGUUGCUGAAGAAGAAGAUGUUCCAAUGUCACAUACUUUAGAAGAAACUUUAAGAAAUAAGUAUAAGAUUCCAACAAAAAUAAAGAGUGGUAAAAUUACAUUAAAUGAACCAUUUGUUGUUUGUCAUAAGGGAGAUACUUUGAAUGUAACUCAAGCCUUAAUUUUAAAACAAUUUGGAGUUGCAGCUUCUGAAUUUAAAGUUAAACUCGUAGCAUAUUAUGAUGGAGAUAAUUCUACCGUCACUAAAUUUGAAGAUAAUUAGACUUAUAUAAAUGCAUCAUUCAUAGUCCCUUUUUACCUUGUAUAGUAGUUUCAAUAAAGAUUUUUUACAUUAUAAUAUGAAUAUGAA
Scheffersomyces amazonensis is the source of this 934-nucleotide messenger RNA. RefSeq names its product Mrt4p (gene MRT4). Gene Ontology annotation, biological process: nuclear-transcribed mRNA catabolic process; rRNA processing; ribosomal large subunit biogenesis. Lineage: Eukaryota; Fungi; Ascomycota; Pichiomycetes; Serinales; Debaryomycetaceae. The transcript has a single exon. Bases 143 to 847 code for a protein of 234 amino acids. Gene Ontology annotation, molecular function: RNA binding. The record is from RefSeq and is a predicted model, not a curated record. Gene Ontology annotation, cellular component: nucleolus; preribosome, large subunit precursor.